UGCACUCCCGGGGCAUGUCGGCGCACUCAACUUGCCCCCGACCAGGUUGUGGCGCGCCUGAGUCGGUAAGGCAUCUGCUCUGGGAGUGCAGCGCUGCCGUAGAACAGUGGGCAACGGCCGGCUCCUUGGAAUUCCCGUACUUGCCAGCAAGGGAGGUCCUCACACCACAGCUGGUGCUGUACGGGGUGAGCCAAGGAAAUCAGAUACCAGCACGUACAUUUGCCAAACAGUGGCUCACCCUAGCCGCCAUCAAAGACGCCAUAUGGACCUCCAGAAACUUGCUGGCAAGAAAGCACAUGCAGAUCCCCCCCGUGGCUGUGAUCCGGAUGGCCGCAGCAACGGUCCAAACGGCCAGAGCUGCAGGCGGCGGGCCUAGGACACAGCCACAAAGAAGAAUCGCCUCUGUGCCCGUUCGGACGGAGGAGCCGGAGCCACACAUGGAAAGUUCAAGGCAGCGGCGGCCUGACCCUCCGGGUGAGGUUGGUGGGAAGGAGCUACAGGGUGAGGGUCUCCUCUGAGCGCCUGGACAAGAUCCCGAGAGACCAAAUCUGUUUGGGGGAGCUGAAUGAGUUCCCCUUUGAUAGGGACUCACUACACUCCUGCACAACAGUGGACUUGGAGAAGAGCUUUUAUUAUACAUUUAUUUUUUGUGAGUUUUAUUCUAACAAAUGCACUCCGCUUUGAAGACAUUUUAACAGAGACACUCACUGACAUGGACAAGCUGAAAACCAUUUUAUACCUUUAAUUUAUGACGUUAUCUGUAAUGCAUUUUAAAAACUUUUUUAAAAUGUUGUUUUACAGAGAACAUUUAUCUAUUUAUUGACGUGUUGUAUUUUAAAAGGUAACUUGGAAUUGACA
Messenger RNA from Micropterus dolomieu (smallmouth bass), 858 nucleotides. RefSeq lists its product as uncharacterized. Lineage: Eukaryota; Metazoa; Chordata; Actinopteri; Centrarchiformes; Centrarchidae. The record is from RefSeq and is a predicted model, not a curated record.